AUGCACCACUUGUACAAUUUCCGCGGAUAUCCUGAGCCGGGAUCUCAGCCCAUCGAGGAUUGGCCAUGCACCGUUCGUAAAGCCACGGAUCUUCUCAAGGCGUGGUAUGAUAGUGACAAACCCUUCUUCACAAAGAAGGAUCUGAAGAGCGUCUCGAACCAGCUCAAUCGCCGGUACAACACUCGGAGACAGAACAACUCUCAGAAGCAAUUGAUCACUGUCAAAGGUCUCAGUGGAUCAAACCUUUCUUAUGAAGUUUUGACCGGUCAGGUUCUCACCGGUAAGGGGUAUAACCAAGAGUGGGAAAUCCAACGACCAAAGAUUCGUUACCUCUGCUAUGAGCAACUCACAUCGUCAGUGGAGUCAGGGCGUAUUGGAUUGGAAGAGGCCUUCUUCCCAUUGCAGAUUGAGCAUUUCAUGCUCAAACGCGCGAGUGACACUAAGCUUCCUGUUCUCUCUGACUGCAUUGAGAACCCCGUGCCUGUAGAUGAGUUUCUACAAAGUACUCUGAAGUCCUGGAAGCAGUCUCCCGAAUGGGUAAAUCUCGAGGCCCUUCUCAAACUAGUCGCCACUCACAAAAUCACAAAGGUUGUUGGAAUUGCAUCGGGAUCGAUGGAGUUUGGACCCGACGACGAAGACUGCACCAUGCGCAGCGCCGUGCAGCAUUCCCUCAUGAUCUCGAUCAAGGAAUCAAUUGAAGAGAAGACCGACCAGCAAAUCCGAUGCUAUGCUCAAGAUCCCCGCUACACCUCCGCCGACAGCAGGGCUCUUGCUCAAUAUGGUUGCGAAGUUCUGGAAGACCCCCAAGCUUUGCUUGAAAUUGAUGAUGACUGUGUUCUGUUUUCCUGCUGCCCAUCUCUCCCAGUGAAGGAGAUUACUGCUGACUUUGCUCGUCCCGCCAUGCUUGUUUGGGAUUCAUUUGAUAAUGACCGGGGGCGUAGGUGUCAUAACCCGGACUCCGCCCGCGUACUGAACAUGAUCGAUAACGAGUACGACUACUAUGAGUUUUGGGACAUGCAUGAGUUUGAAGAAGCUCCCUUCACGUCCCACCUUGUUGCUUACAUCCGCCGUAAGGUGGAGUAA
Messenger RNA from Penicillium concentricum, 1083 nucleotides. Its product is annotated as SRR1 family protein. The coding region runs from base 1 to 1083 and encodes 360 amino acids. NCBI's taxonomy places the organism in Eukaryota, Fungi, Ascomycota, Eurotiomycetes, Eurotiales, Aspergillaceae. The record is from RefSeq and is a predicted model, not a curated record. The transcript is spliced from 3 exons.